AUGAGCAGCAUCUACCAGGCCGUUGCCAGCGACCUUCGUGGGAACCGCCCGUCACGAGGCAAUCCGAUUGUGCAGAACGAUCGCAGUUUCCGUGAUGAUGGCAACAUCAACGCCGACAUCGAGCAGCAGCGGCAGCAGGAGGCCUUCAUGAGGAAGCAGCUACGCAUGGAGGAGGGUGGCCGAGCAGGUGGCUACAAUGAUCGGCAGACAAUCGCCACCAAGGAGCACAAGGCUGUGGAGGCUGCUGAUGGCUACGACGACUUUGGUCGCCGAAUUACAAAUCGAGCCGGCGACAAGAAGCAGCGUGCGCAGGCCGCGCUCGAUCGUCUUCGAGGCGCCAAGGCAGGGCGAAUUUCGCGCGCGCGAGAGCGACGCUUACUCUCCCUCGUCUUGCCCUUGUUUUCUGGCAUCCCGGACUUACCAUACUAUUUGCAGCUUCCUGGCUUCGAAGCAGUCGGAUUGCAAGCGCCCUCCUUGUCAGGCAUGGGUUGCCAGACCAGCAAGGCAGCACCGGUGGAGGUGGAGAAGGCGCCCAUCGCAGUGACGGAGGCGCCCGCCGACUCGAAGACUUCCACCGAGGCGCCCGCCGCUGAGCCCCUUCCCCCCCAGGACAUCUCCCCUUCCGCGCAGGAGAAGGCUGAAGAGCUCAAGGACUCGGUGGUCCAGCCUUCUGAGGUCAUGGAGGCUGCGCCGGCAGUGGAGGAGUCCCUUGCAGAGGUGAAGGAGGUGAAAGAAGAGGUGAAGGAGCAGGAGUUGAAGCACGAGGCCAAGGACGCUGUGGUGGAGGCCGUGGCGGAGGCUGCAGAGGCGGCGAAGGAAAUCAAGGAAGAGGUGGCGAAGGCGGAGGUGAAGGAGGACGUGGCCGAAGUCUCCGCGAAGAUCAAGGCGGAGCGCAAGGAAUUCCAGGCCGAGGUCGCCGACGGACCUAAGGUGAUAGAUGCAGCCUUGCCAGGUGAGGCCAGGACAGCCACCUGCGAUCUUUUCGGCAUGUGUGGCCCAUGA
Molecule: messenger RNA, 1002 nt
Organism: Symbiodinium natans
Lineage: Eukaryota; Dinophyceae; Suessiales; Symbiodiniaceae
Source: the annotation of a GenBank genome assembly